AUGAAGGUUAUUUCAAUAAUAUUUGCUACAACUUCUUUCGAUCUCUCAUUCUCAACUCUUGCAAUUUUAUGUCCAUCGGUUUCAUCUGCAACAGGAAUAAAUUCUCUCGGCAGACAACCAUCAGAACAUAAGAAAUCAGUUACAUUUGAUGAUGGCGUCAAACCCGGUGUUGAUACAAAUACGUCUGAAGCAGCUACAAUUGCAGCAACAAAUAUCAUGUCAUCAAAUAAAGUGCGCACAAAUGAAACUGAUACAGAUCAAGCAUUCUUAUUCAAGCCAGAAUCCUUAACAGCCGAAGAACUUGAAGAAAAAAUACGACAACUAAAAGACCCAAAUGAACCACCUGUUGAAUUUCGUAUUCAUAAUAAUUUGAUUGUAAUCAGCAAGAUUGUUGACAAUUGUAAUUUAAAUCAAAAUGGUGGAUAUUGUUGGAUAUUUUCUACUCGUGGUUUAUGUACUGUUUCACAAGAUGAAGUUAUUUUUAUUUUUGAUGAAAAUAUAACUAAUGCAAGUGAAAUUAUUUCUGAUGUUCUUAUUCAUAUUCAUCAAAUAUAUAUUGAUGCAACUAAAGGUACAUUUGUUCGUCACUUGAGUUUAUCACUUUCAACUAAUUCAUCAACAUUUCUUGGUUCAUCAGCGGCAGCUGGUUUUCUUUAUGUGUCUGAUCCUACACCAUCAUACAAUCUAUUGCCUGAUGCACCCUAUCUAUUUGGUAUACUUAUCCAUCGAACAGAAUUACCUACUGCGCAAUGCUUUCCAGUAAGACUUCUACUUCGAUUAGGUUAUGAAUAUCAAAGUUAUCCAUGGCCAUUAGUUAGUAUUGUUAAUCGUAAUGCGUUAUUUAGUGAUACACAACAUACAAUAAUGAGUUUACUUUGUGAUUUUCGUUCAUUUACGUAUGUAUUACCUACAAUACGUGGUUUAAUCAUAUCAGUUGGUAUUCAAGGUUCUGUAUCAAUACGUAUUCCACGUAAUCGUCAUGAUGAUAUAUUAAAAUCACUUGAACAAAGUAGUCCACAUGCAUUAAGUUUUGGUAUAAUGAAUGUUAAUCGUCAAAUACAUACGAAACAUCUUGUUACAAUACAAAAUUCGAAUGAUCAACAAUAUGAAACACGUAUAUUUUCAUCAUCAGAUUCUAAUAAUGAACAAAUAAUGAUUGGUGGAAAUUUUCUUGUUAUUAAUGCAAGUCUUCGUUCUCGUGAUAGUCCAUCAAGUUCACCAUUAGAUAUACAACAAAGUGGAAGUUUUUCAACAAAUAAUAAUCUUAAUGCUAAGGUAAAUACAAUUGAAGAUGGAAUUAUGUUACAAAUUGAUGGUGAUGCACUUAAAGUACUUAAACAAUGUUUAAGAGAACGAAAAGAUUAUGCAAUAUUAGCUAAAGCUAGAACGAUUAUGACUGAUGAACAAAAAGAUUCAAUAAAUGGAACUAUUGUGAAAAGAAGUUCAAGUGAACAACUUGUAGAAUUUUUAUGGGUUGACGAAGAUAAUGAUGUUAAUCGAGGAGUUCGUUCACCAAUUGAUCAUUUUCCGAUGGAUGGAGUUCGUAAUUCUCGCAUCCAUUAUGCUGGUCAACGUUCACCAUUAUUUCGUCUUCGAUGGACAGAUUUAUUUUUUAUUGAAUGUCAUUUAAAUAAUAAUGAAUCAUUCGAUCCAACACGUUUAGCUGAUUCACUUGCUAAAGCUUUUACACAAGCAUUAACACCUUUUGUUGAUAUGCUUGUAGAAGCUAAAUAUCGAAAGUUAGGUUUACGUGUUACUAUUGAUCGAGAAAAUGCAUCAUAUUUAGCCGGUUCUAAUGGUGAACAAUUAUCACCAUUCUUUUUAAGUCAACUUGAUGAUCAUAUGAUUCCAAUUGUAAUGAAAGCAUCGGACAAUGUAUCACGUGCAGCACCAUCGCUUGUUCUUGAGCUUGUCUUCUAUUUGCUUGAUUAG
Molecule: messenger RNA, 1932 nt
Organism: Adineta steineri
Lineage: Eukaryota; Metazoa; Rotifera; Eurotatoria; Adinetida; Adinetidae
Source: the annotation of a GenBank genome assembly